CACACGGGCUCUUCCAACAUGGCGGCGGCAGCUCUGCGGGGUGGCUGGUGCCGCUGUCCGCGGAGGUGCCUAGGCAGCGGAAUCCAAUUUCUCUCCAGCCACAACCUACCCCAUGGUUCAAGCUACCAGAUAAGCCGGCCAGGAAGAGAGCUGACACUGACCAAAUCUUAUUCUUCUGGGAGCAGAAAAGGGUUUUUGUCAGGCUUGCUAGAUAACAUCAAACAAGAAUUAGCCAAAAACAAAGAGAUGAAAGAAAGUAUAAAAAAGUUCCGAGAUGAGGCCAAGAAGCUAGAAGAGUCGGAUGCUCUCCAGGAAGCCAGAAGGAAGUAUAAAUCCAUCGAAUCAGAAACUGUGCGUACCAGUGAAGCAAUAAAAAAGAAGCUUGGAGAAUUAACAGGGACAGUGAAGGAGAGUCUUGAUGAAGUCAGUAAGAGUGACCUUGGCCGGAAGAUCAAGGAGGGGGUAGAAGAGGCCGCCAGGACAGCCAAGCAGUCAGCGGAGUCAGUGUCCAAGAGCGGGGAGAAGCUGGGCAAGACGGCAGCCUUCAAAGCCAUCUCCCAGGGUGUAGAGUCAGUGAAGAAGGAGCUUGACGAGAGCGUGCUUGGACAGACGGGGCCCUACCGCCGGCCCGAGCGGCUCCGGAAAAGGACAGAGUUUGCUGGAGCAAAAUUCAAAGAAAGCAAAGUGUUCGAGGCUAAUGAGGAAGCAUUAGGGGUUGUGCUACACAAGGACUCCAAGUGGUACCAGCAGUGGAAGGACUUCAAAGAUAACAACGUUGUAUUCAACCGCUUCUUUGAGAUGAAGAUGAAGUAUGAUGAAAGUGACAAUGUCCUCAUCCGGGCGUCGCGGGCCUUAACCGACAAGGUCACUGACUUGCUAGGAGGUCUUUUCUCAAAGACAGAAAUGUCAGAGGUGCUAACGGAGAUCCUGAGAGUGGACCCAACCUUUGACAAGGACCACUUUCUUCAUCAGUGUGAGACUGACAUCAUCCCCAACAUCCUAGAGGCCAUGAUUUCCGGGGAGCUUGACAUUCUCAAAGACUGGUGCUAUGAAGCUACCUACAGCCAGCUGGCCCACCCUAUCCAGCAGGCCAAGGCUCUGGGCUUCCAGUUCCACUCCCGAAUUCUGGACAUCAGCAAUGUGGACCUGGCCAUGGGCAAGAUGAUGGAGCAGGGCCCAGUGCUGAUCGUUACCUUUCAGGCCCAGGUGGUGAUGGUGAUCAAGAACUCCAAAGGCGAGGUGUAUGAUGGUGACCCGGACAAGGUGCAGCGAAUGCUGUACGUGUGGGCACUCUGCAGAGACCAGGAGGAGCUCAACCCUUAUGCUGCCUGGCGCCUUCUGGACAUCUCAGCCUCCAGCACAGAGCAGAUCCUCUGAGGGCAGCAAUGGAGUCUAGGCAGCUCGAGGCUAGACCAUCAUGGGACAGACACACAGAGACACUUUGCCACAUCUGAUACAGCUGUGAACAAGCUUCUGCCCCAAGUUCUUCAGGGCAGCUGUGAAACCAGCUGGACAAGGGAAGAGCUUGGGGUGUCUAGCAGGAUGGGGACUGUCUCCCAGUGCGUCCGUCACAGGGGUUGCUGGCAGUGUCAGAAGGCCCCAGCCCAGGACUCCUGUCGGGUGAGGCCUGGCCUGCUGUUCUAAGUAGUCCACUGGCAUUGCCUUCCAAGCCACUUUAGGUCCUUUUGUUUUGUUUUGUUUUUGUUUUUAAAUCAGUGCUCUUACUUCCUGUACAUAAGCCUAAGAUCUGGACCUAAUAAAACACCAAAGCGCAGAAGAGCA
Mus musculus (house mouse) is the source of this 1782-nucleotide messenger RNA. RefSeq names its product translocase of inner mitochondrial membrane 44 (gene Timm44). The record is from RefSeq and is marked validated. Bases 19 to 1377 code for a protein of 452 amino acids. Gene Ontology annotation, biological process: protein import into mitochondrial matrix. Gene Ontology annotation, molecular function: protein-folding chaperone binding. The transcript is spliced from 13 exons. Gene Ontology annotation, cellular component: TIM23 mitochondrial import inner membrane translocase complex; mitochondrial matrix; mitochondrial inner membrane. NCBI's taxonomy places the organism in Eukaryota, Metazoa, Chordata, Mammalia, Rodentia, Muridae.